Molecule: messenger RNA, 3137 nt
Organism: Hemiscyllium ocellatum (epaulette shark)
Lineage: Eukaryota; Metazoa; Chordata; Chondrichthyes; Orectolobiformes; Hemiscylliidae
Gene: anapc4
Product: anaphase promoting complex subunit 4
Exons: 29
Coding region: 75-2495 (806 amino acids)
Biological process (GO): anaphase-promoting complex-dependent catabolic process; positive regulation of mitotic metaphase/anaphase transition; protein K11-linked ubiquitination
Cellular component (GO): nuclear periphery; anaphase-promoting complex
Molecular function (GO): protein binding
Source: RefSeq, a predicted model, not a curated record
AUGUGUGCUGCGGGUUUGAAAGUGACUGGCGCUGACUGUGGCUCCCGGUGGAAACGGGCUGAAGAGUCAUCGUCAUGCCACCAUUUCGACAAGUUGGAGAGAAGCAGCUUCCCAAUGAAAUACUUUACAUGGUGUGGUCCCCUAAAAGGGAUCUCAUUGCACUUGCGAACAAAACAGGAGAGGUUUUACUUCAUCGCCUUGCCCACUUUCAGCGAGUAUGGAGUUUGGCACCUAAUGAAAACACAGGAAAAGAAGUAACAUCACUAGCUUGGAGGCCAGAUGGAAAGGUUUUAGCCUUUAGUCUUGCAGACACAAGACGAAUUGUUUUAUGUGAUGUGGAAAAAGCAGAGAUUCUACAUUUUUUCUCCUUGGAAAACUUAGUUACCUGUAUGCAUUGGACUGAGGUGAUGGAUCCAAAGAGUGCUGCUACCCCAGUUAGUUUACUAGAUGAAGAGGGAAGUCUUUUCUUGCCCAAGUUGCCUGCGCUACCAAAAAGUUACAGUACUUCUGCAAAGAUUUUCAGUGAAGAAAAAUCAGAUGAAGUCACAAAGCUAUUAGGUGACAAAAGGCUAAAUACCCUUGUUCUUGGAGGAGAUUCUGGAUUCAUCGAAUUAUAUGCAUAUGGAAUGUACAAAAUUGCAACAGUAACACAGGUUGCAGGCCGCUGUCUGGAUCUUUGUUUGUCUAGUGACCUGAAAGCUUUGUCCGUUAUCACAGAAGUUCAAUUGUCCAAGGAAUCAGAACCAAUUAUCAGCUAUUUUCAGUUGGAUACCACUUUGCUAUCGGAUUGUUUGCCUGAGGUAACUCGCAUGGCCCGGAAAUUCACCCAUAUCUCAACACUGCUCCAGUAUCAAAAGCUAUCUUUGGCCUGCAUGUGUGAAGCAUGGGAGGAUAUUUUGAUGCAAAUGGACUUAAGACUGACAAAGUUUGUCCAGGAAAAGAGCACAAAGACUUCAGUGCAGGAAGAGUUCAUGGAACUACUGAUGUGGGGUAAGGCUAGUCCAGAGUUGCAAUCUUUGUUAAUGAAUCAGCUAACAGUUAAGGGCUUAAAGAAACUUGGACAGUCCAUAGAAUCAUCUUAUUCUAGUAUUCAGAAACUGGUUAUUGGUCACUUACAAAGUGGCUCAGAGGCUCUCCUGUAUCAUCUAAAUGAGCUGAAGGGAAUGGCAAUGUGGAAACAGAAAUACCAACCAUUAGGGCUAGAUGUGCCCGCCAUAGAAGAUGCCAUAAAUGCUGUGGGAACAUUUAUACUGAAGGCAAAUGAAUUGCUGCAAGUUAUCGACAGUAGUAUGAAAAGCUUCAAGGCAUUUUUCCGUUGGCUAUAUGCAGCAAUGUUGAGGAUGUCUGAUGAUCAUGUUUUGCCAGAGCUAAACAAGAUGACACAUCGAGAUGUUUCCUUUGUUGCUGACUUCCUGUCUGAGCACUUUAAAGAGGCACCAGAGCUUUAUGAUCAAAAGGGCCAGUAUUUUAAUGUUGAGAGAGUUGGUCAGUAUUUAAAAGAUGAGGAUGAUGACCUAGUAACUCCUCCAGAAACUGAAGGAAAUCCUUGGGUUACCUUCUUACAAAAUAGUGUCCAUCUUAAAGAAAGUCCCUUGCUUUUUCCAUAUUUUCCCAAGAAAUCACUACAUUAUGUUAAAAGGCUUGUGGAAGCACAAAUUGAUAAUUGCCUACAAAAACCAGCUGAAGUAAUUGGAAAUUCUGUCCAUCAAGUUGUCUACAUGCCUCUGUACAAGCUGCAUCCAACUGAGGGGAUUGUACCCAGAUUUUCACUACCAUCAUUUUGGAAUGAUAAGUCAUCAAAUCUACAGUAUGUAGUGUUCACAAUGCACAGCAUUGAAUCUUCUAGAAUCUAUAUUAUGCGAAGACCUACAGACCUUUCAAGGUCUGUUCCUAAUUGGCUGCUUGCUGUGGAGUUUGGAGAUUUUGUGUGGAGCACCAGAAAUGACAAUAACAAGGAAAGUCAGUUCAGCUUUUUGGACGUUGGUUUUUAUGAUGAUGAAAUGCUGACAGUCCUAUUGAAGGGACACACAGACAAAGAAGAGAAAGGUCGAAUCUUGGCACAGCUACCAUUAUCAUUCGUUUAUAUCAAUGAUGAAACCGAGGAAGAAUUCAAGUUGGAUACUGGUAAAAGGCUUGAUGAACAAACCAAUCAAAUUCCUGUUCAGACAGUAGUUCUUGAAAAUCAAUCCCGGACCUUAGAGAAUAUGAAAGCACAAUACCUUGCUGUAAACGGUAUUCGUAAAGUAUCUUGUGUGCUGAGUUCAAACUUGCGACAUGUGCGUGUUUUUGAAAUGGAUGUGGAAGAUGAUGGAGAGGUGGAUGAAGAGGAGGAAGAGCCAGAGUCUCAAGAUGUUGGUGGGACAAAAGAAGAGAUGGACGAGACAGUGAAUGCUCAAGCUGAUUCUGGUGUCAAUGCUGUAACUGGAAUUGAGAAGCCUGUAUUGCUUGAGGAUGAUGCUUCCAGCCUGGAAUCUGUACCUGGAACCUGGAGUUAGUUUGUUAAUUGUAACUUACUUUCAUGAAGAAAGGUUUCCCAGUACAGUCCAUUUAACUUUUUUACACGUAUUGGAGAUUAUACUGAGUCAGUAAUAGCUGGUGCAAUUUGCUGUGAAUGCUAUUUGCACAAAUUACAUUGCAUGUGCUGUGAAAUUCAGAACAGUAUUUGAAAACAAAGAACUCUGGGUGAACAGUAAAAUUAACCUGUAAGUGAUGUUUGCAGAAAAUGAGUCUUGUUCCGGCAGGAUGUAAACACCCUGAACUCACACCUGUUCAUUUAAAGGGCCAAAAUGACAGGAAUGGGAAAUUAACAAGUUGCCCUAAGAUGAUCGAGAGCACUGCUCAGGUUUGGGGUGAGGCACAUGAGGAAUGUUUUCAUUUGUAUGCACAUUGUAGUGAGAUUGUCAGCCUGUUCUUUAUGAAUUUGUUGACAACUUCAUGAGAGCUAAGUGGGUAAAACUUUUUUGUUUCAUUUUUGGAGAGAUUUACCAUGCAGUUUCUGUUGCAGUUGACAUGGGAGUGCAAAACACUGACAUUGGGUACUUACACUCCUCAUAUCUGAAUUUACCUGAACAAACACAAAAAAAGUAUAAGCGGGGAGUUUUAUUUAAUUCUUUUGUUCUAUAGAACUUUUUUGUGUU